AUGUCGCAAUUCAACAUCGUUAAUUCGAAAGAAGGAGUUCCCGGCGAUGGGACUACUCUACCGGUCGAAUUCACGCUUCAAGCCCAUCCAUCCACAGACAUCUGGUCCAAGCCCCCAAACACGCAAAGCUUCACAGCUCCAAUCCUCUACCAGAGUGUCCCGCUGCAGUCCUUCAAGCGGGCGCGUGUGGCCUUCGGCGCCCAGUGGAAACACAAGUACGACCAGGGCGGGCUAAUACUUGUCCUGCACAACAAGGAUGGCAGCCAGAAGUGGGUGAAGGCGGGUAUUGAGCUUACUCACGGCAAGCCCCACCUCAGCGCUGUCGCCAAGGACAACUGGUCGGAUUGGAGUUUGCUUCCUGUUCCGUCUGGGGGUGGAGCGGCAACGCUAGAGAUGGCCCGAGAGGCAGAUGAUAGUCUCUGGAUUUAUCUGGUUGAGGGCGUGCAGAAAUCGCCUAUUCGGGAGGUCACUUGGAUCUUCCAGGAGGAGAAUGUGAAGGAGUGUUGGGUUGGUGUUUAUGCGGCGAGACCGGGUACGGAGGGGGGUGAGCUGGAUGUUAACUUUGGACACUUGGUGAUAGAUUUGAAGUAA
Molecule: messenger RNA, 591 nt
Organism: Penicillium atrosanguineum
Lineage: Eukaryota; Fungi; Ascomycota; Eurotiomycetes; Eurotiales; Aspergillaceae
Exons: 1
Coding region: 1-591 (196 amino acids)
Source: RefSeq, a predicted model, not a curated record